Xiphophorus hellerii (green swordtail) is the source of this 5391-nucleotide messenger RNA. It is a transcript of the gene map3k9, whose product is annotated as mitogen-activated protein kinase kinase kinase 9. Gene Ontology annotation, molecular function: ATP binding; JUN kinase kinase kinase activity; protein binding. Lineage: Eukaryota; Metazoa; Chordata; Actinopteri; Cyprinodontiformes; Poeciliidae. Gene Ontology annotation, biological process: protein phosphorylation. The record is from RefSeq and is a predicted model, not a curated record. The transcript is spliced from 11 exons. Bases 511 to 3657 code for a protein of 1048 amino acids.
AAAAAGGAACGCCUAUUGUAUGUGUGUGUGUAAAAAGGGGCUCGCCCAGGGAACCAUUCAUGCUAGAACCGCCCCUGUCACUGAGCUGGAACCGCAUGUUGGGAGGAGGAGGAGGCUGGGAACUAAACAACUGCUGACGUAUCCAUGCACCAAUGGGAUGGCAGAGGAUAUUCGCACGUUAGACAGCUAGUUUGGAAAGAAAAAAAAGAAAGAAAAAAGACCACUGCGUCCAGGAAGUCCCAGCGAUGAUUGGAUGCUGGAUGCAGCAUGGGGAUCCAUGAAGCUGCGGUAGCGAUGCGCUUUAUGGGGUCCAGCAGGGAUUGCAAGGGGGACGGUGCAGCAGCACAAGGCUGCUAGUUCUCCACGGUGUUUAUUUGUGAGGUUAAGCGCUACUUAGCUCUCUGUGCGUGUGUCUGUGUGUGCGCGUCGGGGUGUGAGGACGCAGGACGCUCCAAACCGCGUCAGGUGGAUGCGCUGCAGCGAUCCACUUCGCCCCUAUGGAUCGCGUCCAUGGAUGUCUUCAAACCUGCUUUGGACAGCAGUUUGAGUCCCCAGGCGUCACUAUCUGAAGAAGCGGAGGCGGAUGUUUUUCGCUGGCCCGGCACAGCGGAGAGCGGCGGCGGCGGCUCGGCUCAGGAUGCGGAGCCCGCCGCGCCGCCGCCGCCGCCGCUACCGCCGCCUGGUGUCUGGACGGCCGUGUUCGACUAUGAGGCCGCUGCGGACGACGAGCUUAGCCUGCGCAGGGGGGACCUGGUGGAGGUCCUGUCCAAGGACUCCCUGGUGUCGGGAGACGAGGGCUGGUGGACCGGUAUGAUAGCCGACCGGGUUGGCAUUUUCCCGUCCAAUUAUGUCAGCAAAAGGAACGGAACAGAGGAGGAGGCAGGCCUGCGGGAGAGCUCGGAGCACCCUGUGCCUCCUCUGCACCUCUUGGAGAUCGAUUUCUCGGAGUUCACCCUGGAGGAGAUCAUCGGGGUGGGUGGCUUCGGAAAGGUCUACCGCGCAGUGUGGCGGGGCGCCGAGGUGGCCGUGAAGGCGGCCCGACGGGACCCCGACGAGGACGUGGCGCAGACUCUGGAGAGCGUGCGUCAGGAGGCCAAGCUCUUCGCCAUGCUCAGCCAUCCCAACAUCAUGGCUCUUCUGGGGGUGUGCCUGCAGGAGCCCAACCUGUGCCUGAUCAUGGAGUACGCUCGCGGGGGGCCCCUGAACCGGGCCCUCGCCGGGAAGCGCAUCCCCCCAUGCACGCUGGUGAACUGGGCUGUGCAGAUUGCACGAGGCAUGCACUACCUCCAUGACCAGGCCAUUGUCCCCAUCAUACACAGAGACCUCAAGUCCAGCAACAUCCUGAUCCUCGAAAGGGUGGAGAUGGAGGACCUCAGCAACAAGACUCUGAAGAUAACCGACUUUGGAUUGGCCCGGGAGUGGCACCACACCACCAAGAUGAGCGCCGCCGGGACCUACGCCUGGAUGGCUCCUGAGGUUAUCCGCUCGUCCACGUUCUCCAAGGGUAGCGACGUGUGGAGUUAUGGCGUGCUGCUGUGGGAGCUGCUGACUGGAGAAGUUCCCUUUCGAAGCAUCGACGGUCUCGCCGUAGCCUACGGAGUGGCAAUGAACAAACUGGCUUUGCCCAUUCCCUCCACAUGUCCCGAGCCUUUUGCACGUUUGAUGGAGAACUGCUGGAGCCCGGAUCCUCACUCUCGGCCGCUGUUCACAACUAUCCUGGACCAGCUCACUGCCAUCGAGGAAUCAGGCUUUUUCGAAAUGCCAGCAGAGUCCUUCCAUUCCCUGCAGGACGACUGGAAACUGGAGAUCCAGGAGAUGUUUGAUCAGCUUAGGACCAAGGAAAAGGAGCUGCGAUCGUGGGAGGAGGAGUUGACCCAAGCUGCGCUGCAGCAGAAGUGCCAAGAGGAGGCGCUGAGGAAGCGCGAGCAGGAGCUGGCGGAAAGGGAGAUCCACAUCGUGGAGCGGGAGCUCAACAUCAUCAUCCACCAGCUCUACCAGGAGAAGCCGCGUGUGGAGAGCAGGCAGGGCAAGUUCCGCCGCAACCGCCUUAAACUCAAAGAUGGAAACAGGAUCAGCCUGCCCUCAGAUUUUCAGCACAAAAUCACGGUGCAGGCGUCUCCGUCCCACGAUCAUCGGAGGAGUCUGCUCAGCAGCGGCUCCAGCCCUCCAACCAGCCCGCUCAUGCUGCCGCGCCUUCGAGCCAUCCAGCUUACCCCCGGGGAGGGCUGCACAGAGCUGGAGAGAAAGGGCUCGAGGAAAAAAGGCCGCUCCCGUGGUUGUGGCGUUUAUCGGGAGCACAGCGCAGACGCCAGUGUGAAGCCUCCCCACGAGGGCAGCAGGCAGCGGUCCUGCAGCGCCCCAAACCUCCGCAGAUCUCCCAGACACAGUCCGGCCGUGCCUGGGGUGCCCAGCCUCCUGGAGACAGAAAAUGAAGAUUGCUGCUUCACCACAGAGCCAGGCGCAGCUCCUGGCCAGUCCUACCUCUGCAUUCCCUUCCAAAAAGACGCCCACACAUCUUCCUCCAUCGAACACGAGGGAGAUGAGUACUGCCUCAGCGGCCAGGUUCCCGGAACCCCGCCGUGCAGGAAGAGCCCCGGGGGAGGCCGGCGGUCUGAGCUGGUCCUGCUGGGCUGCGGGGCUCUGUUGGCGGCCGUCGGAUUGGGCUGCAACCUGCUCACGCUGGCCCCGCCCGAGGAGGGCAUCAAAUCCAGAUGGGACGCUUUCUUCCACAGAACCGCCGGCCAAAGGCGGAGCACGAGCUCCCCGACCCGCAGGCUGUUCCACAGGGAAAGCCCGCUCAAGACUUCGACCCCCGCCCUGCCCGAGCGAGGUUUGCCCUCUUCGUAUACUCUCCUGUCCUUAUCGUCGGUGUCCGACUCCAACUCCACCCACUCACUGCUGCGUUCCGACAGCGACGAGCUGCUGAUCUGCAGGCCCGCCUCGGCGGCGUCCCGGCCGCCUGCGCCGCCUCCGCUCUCGCAGCGCAGGGCGCCGGUCCGGACGCCGGUCAACUCGCUGGUCAACAUUCACGUGGAGAGCUUCAAGCGGAACCCGCGGCAGUCUCUGACGCCCACACACGUCCCCUGCGUCCCGCCCUCCGCACGGUGCCUCCGCAGGACCCCGUCGGACGGAGCCAUCAAGAAGAACGGCCCUUCCAGUUCACUGGAGCCGCUGCCGGAGAGGAAAGCUUUGGACAGUGCGGCAGCAGGUGGCUUCAGGGGUUUAAGAGUAGACUCUCCUGAGGUUCCCCGGCUCCCUGACCCCAACGUGGUUUACCCCCCGACCCCCCGCCGUCGCUGCGCCCCAGAGCGCCCCAAAACCCUGGACUUCGUGGCUCGGCCUCGCCCUUCGCCGCGGCCGCGAUGCGACAUGUUCUGGGGGGACUCGCGCGUCAGGGCCAACGGACAAACGCUGGGCAGCGGCGAGUCGCCCGCCUACACCUCCAGCACAGAGACUCCGCCCACCGUGGAGUUCGGCAGGGACUCCGCGGUGCUGCCCACCCCCAUGGAGGCCCCGACCCCCUUCUCACCCCGCAGGAAUGCAAACCUGUUGGAUGAGUCGGACGAGGGACAGUUCCGGGACGGGACGGUCCCUCUGUGCAGGCCGGAGUUCAGCCUUCCCAAAGACUCUCCUUAUCAUCCAGGAUUCUGGUCCUGACUCAUGGACAGAGGUUGCUCCUCCGCUAGCUGGAGGACUGUCACCACUCUAUGAGUUUGAGUUAAGCUUUCCCCCCUUCUACACCAUUCACACAAACCUGCAAUGAAGUUUUGUUCUUGCUUCAGUUUAACUGUAUUUUGAUAAAUAUUUAUCAAAAUUGGCAUCUAGAAUUUGUGAAAUGUCUGGCUUCAGAGACAGCCGGAAACCCCUUCGUAUCACGUUCAUCAGCUUUAGGUUCUCGUUUCACAAAGCUUUGCUCUCCUGUUUCAAGCUUUGGUUUCGAUUGUGCAUUUACUGAAGUGCACUUUUGAAAAUCAUCAUGAAUGUAAGACAGCUUUUUAUUAUUAUUAUUAUUAUUAUUAUUAUUAUUAUUAUUAUUAUUGCCAGGAAGUAAUUUCUAAAACCACUUGAGCUCCUCUCCUCCGUCUGUUUCCCGCUCAGGUUCUGCCGGUGGACGGAUUCCCUUUUUUUGCACCCAGUACACCUUCCUCACCAGUCGCUUCAUGUCCCACAGAUAGGGGGCGCUGUUUGAUAUAAGCACUCUUGUGUCUGCUUUAGAGCCACAUUGUUGCGACUGUAAGAAGCAGAGAAAAUAAGUUAAUAGAUUGUUUUUGUCUUUUGGUCCUUUUUUGUUUUUAAUGGUUAAAGACAUUGAGAAACAAAUCUUAAAGCUGAAAGGAGAACUUUGUGCUUUAUUGCUGCUGUUAAACUGUUUGGGUCAGAAAUGCAACGUUUGUUUCGCCCACAUGGGAAGCAGGCCCAAGAGAUGUAUGGAAGUUUGUUUCUUAUUAUUUGUAUAUUUUUAAUGAACUACUUCAUUUAUUGAUUUGUUUGGUGUCUUAUUUUAUUUUAUUCUUUAUCCUGUAUGCCUUGAUUUUUGACACUUCUUAAUGCUUUAUCUGAAUGUUUCUGGGGCUUUCGGCCUUUGCACAAAGCAUCAAGUCAUUUGUUUGUAAGCUGCACUUUCUUCAUCGCUCAUUUAGGAAUUACAUUUUUUUUUAUGCAUUUACGUUGAAAGAUUAAAUUUUUUUUACAGUGUCUUUGCCAAGAAAUGUAGCUGCCCAAACGAGCACUUACUGUAUCAUCACAAAUCAGUUUUUCUUGUUUUCUUUUUUUAAAUAUAGUGUUUCAAUCUGAAGAAUCCCAGUUGUUUAAUGGGAAGAAAUUAUUAGCUUUCUUCAAAAGGGAUUUAAAAGAAAAUCUGUUAUAAUUUGGGGGAAGGGUGUAGAUAAAUUAACCAUUUUACAAAUCUUAAAUAAAUAUGGGAUUUUAAAAAACGGAAGCAUGGGAUAAUGCCAAUUAUUAUUUAUUUAAUUUAUUUAAUACCUGCAACAUAACUGCUAUGAAUAAUUGAGAAAAAAAGAGCUGAAACGUGUCCUAACACCCUGCAGCGUCAAGUUAUUUAUUUAUUUUCUUCAAUUUAAGUGACCUAAGUUACAUAUGAGGUCCUUUUGGUCUUGAUACAUGUGUAAAAUGUAAUGCCUCCCCCCUGGGCCCCCAAAUCCCCCUCAGAACUGUGAAGAACAUGAUCAUGUUCGAUGUGUACCAUAACCAUCUGUUUGAACUGCAGGUGACGCGACGCUGAGCUCUUGGAUGAAACGUGAGCACAAAUAAGCUGGAAAUACUGUUUACUGAUAUUGUAUGUUGGAGGGGAGGGGGCGAUUCUGCUACUGAGUGACUUGUAUUUGCACUGGAACACACUGACUCAAGUAAAAUCGGAAGAAAAACAUAAAA